AUGGUUUACACUUGUCAGUUCUGUGGAAUCAACUUUGACGGUUUGAAGGAUAUUCGCGGCCACCUUAAGAAAGGAUGCAAAGGCCAGGUUGAUGAUACAUCUUUGCUUGAUGCUGCUGAACGAUACCAAGCAAAGAAAAAGCAAAAACGAGAGGAGCGCACAGCCAAGCGCCGACGUCUAAUGAUCCCGACACCGACGGGGAUCCAUGGACCUGAGGAUACUGAUGAAAGCAAUCGAGACUGGUAUGAUGUAGAUGAGACAUCACAAUCAACGCCUGACGACAUUGAUAUGGUGGACGAAAAUGCGGCCGUUAUACAGAAUCAAACUCUGCCAUCUGCCUCUGCCUCUUCUGGAGCCGUUUCCUCUUCUUCCCAUGGACGAUCGAGAUGCCCAACAUGGAAAGUUCUUGAAAGCCAACGGCUUUUGCGGGAGAAGGAGAUUCGUGCUGCUCAACCUCAACCUCAACCGCGGCUACAGAGCGAGGACCAGGACGACAUUCAAAAGGAGACCCCGGCGUCAUCUAUAUGGGGUACCUUCCGCUCCAGAAUGAGUCAAUAUGGCUUAUGGCGUGAAUAUCCUACCAAUCCUACUUAUGACCCAUAUUCAUCACACACGGCUGAUGCCCACAAUGACGAUGAUGCAACCUCGCCACCAACCGACGCCGAAUCUCUUCCUCCAAAGUUGCAGGAUGAGUCAGGAAACCCUUAUUUCCCAUUCACGAAUUCCUCGUUGUUUGGACUACUUAGCUGGAAGUGGAUCGGUUCGAACACGAAAUCGGACAUCGAGUUUGGCAAACUGUUUGCAUUUCUGCAGUCCACGGAGUUUUCUCAGGCCGAUGUCACCAACACUAACAUCGACUCAGAAAUCAACCGCGUUGACAAGUACAUCCAAGGUUCCGCUUCAGAUUCCUCUGAUGAGGGCAGUGCCAGUAACAACUCGCCACAAAAUCGGGGAGGGUGGAGGGAGGUCCCUAUAUCAAUAUCCAUUCCAGAUGGGCAGGUACAUGCAUCGCUGGAGGAUGCACCUCUGUUCGAAAUCCCUGGCCUUCACUACCGAUCUCUCACCGAGGUCAUCCAGAACGCAAUUGGUGACCCCGAUAUUGGUUGCUACUUCCAUUACACGCCAUACAAGCAAUUCUUUGAACACGACGUCCACAUUCCCGGCAAUCCACUUGAUUCCGACCAAGGUUCCCAGCCACUGCCUACUCGGGUAUAUGAUGAAAUCUACGCUUCUGAUGCAAUGGUCGAAGCACAUAUCGAACUUCAACAGCAACCACCCGAAGAUGAUUGUGACCUUGAGCGAGUAGUGGCUGCAAUCAUGCUCUACUCUGACUCCACUCACCUUGCAUCGUUCGGAACUGCGUCUGCCUGGCCUAUCUACCUGUCCUUUGGCAACGAGUCAAAAUACGUACGCUGCAAGCCCUCGACUGGUUCUUGUCAACAUCUGGCUUACAUCCCCAAGCUUCCGGAUACAUUCUUUGAGUUUGUACAUAACCUCACGGGUGAGGGACCCACUACAGAGCUUCUCACACAUGCUCGACGCGAGCUGAUGCAUGCCGUGUGGCGGAAACUUCUUGACGACGAUUUUAUCCAUGCAUACAACCACGGAAUGGUUAUUCAGUGUGCCGACGGAGUUUUCAGACGAUUCUAUCCACGCAUCUUCACUUAUUCAGCGGAUUAUCCCGAGAAAGUCCUUCUUGCAACAAUACGCAACCUGGGUGCAUGCCCUUGUCCACGCUGCCUUACACCCAAAGAGUGCAUUGCCGAACUAGGGACACAGCUCGACAGACGGCGUCGAUUGAACACACGUGUAAAUGAUAUCAACCGACGAUCAAGGAUUUCUCGUGUUCGUGACUGGAUAUAUACCGAAGGCCGUAUACUCAAGAAUAAGUUCAUCGAGCUUACAUUGGGGCCAAAGUCUGAGGUUCCAACAUCUAACGCAUUCUCCGAUUGUCUUCCAGGGCCAGACUUUAAUUACUUUGACAUGUUUGUACCGGACCUCAUGCACGAAAUCGAGUUGGGCACGUGGAAGGGGCUCUUCACCCAUCUCAUACGCAUUCUUGUAGCCCAUGGCGGACCUUCUAUCCAAAAGCUCAAUGACGGAUACCGUGCUAUACCCUCUUUCGGGCAGUCCACCAUUUGCCGAUUUAGUAAUAAUGCUUCAUCCAUGAAGAAGCUUGCAGCACGAGACUUCGAAGACUUGCUUCAGUGUGCCAUGCCAGUCUUCGAAGGUUUGUUACCUGAGCCACAUGACGGGAACAUACAGAAGCUACUAUUCACCUUCGCAGAAUGGCAUGCCCUUGCUAAAUUACGGAUGCAUACCGACGACACACUUGAUUCCCUUGAUCAGGCAACUACUGAUCUCGGACGUCAGCUACGUCAUUUUGAAAAACACACCUGCGCUGCAUUCGAAACAAAGGAAUUGCCCAAAGAAGAGGCUGCCCGUGGUCGUCGUCAGAACCGCAAGCAAAAGGCUCUCAAUCCCGGGCCUGAUGGUUCAAUACCUGUGAAAAUUGGUGGGCCGAAGCUCAAGCGCUUCAAUCUAUUGACAUACAAGUUCCACUCGAUGGGGGACUAUGUUCGCACUAUCCGCCGAUUCGGAACAACAGACUCUUACUCAACACAACCGGGCGAGCUUCAGCACAAACGUCCCAAAGUAUUCUAUGUCCGCACGAGCAAGAACAAGGCACUUCGCCAGAUGACAAAGCAUGAAGCAAGAGAGCGCCUGGUGCACAUAGUGAACGCUCGACUACACAGAAUAUCCUGGUUAUCCAUGUUUCACCGCCGUUCACCUCCACAAUCUCAGAUUCUAGCAGAAGCCUCACGACCAUAUACUCCACCUUCUGUCCAUCACACCAUUGCAAAAUCAAUAAACUCUCCACGCAAUAUCUACUCUAUUCUUCGCCAGCAUGAAAAUGACCCAGCACUUACCAAUUUCAUUCCUAAACUCAAGCAGCAUCUACUUUCGCGCCUGCUCCAUUCCGACGAAUAUGUUGAAGAUGAAGAGUUUAACCGAGAAGAUUGGGAUAAAAUACAGAUCUCUGGUAACCGCCUCUAUCUUCACAAAAAAAUCCAUGUCAACUAUACAUCUUAUGAUGUACGGCUUGGGGAAGACACAAUACAUCCCCGGACGCACCCUGAUAUUAUGACUUUGCAACGGAAUGAAGCCGACCCCCACCCUUUUUCUUACGCGCGCGUUCUAAGUGUCUUUCAUGUCAGAAUUCAGCAUGAAGAACUUUCGCCGCAGACGAAGGAGUUCGACGUCCUCUGGGUGCGCCAUUUCAAGGUCAACACUAGGCACAGCGGCGGGUUAAAGCAAAAGCAGUUCACACGUCUCAGUUUCAUGGACGUUUCCGAGGCAUUUGGAUUCCUUAACCCAGACGAGGUCAUCCGUGGAAGCCAUAUCAUCCCUGCUUUCGCAUAUGGACCUGCUCCCGAUUCCCUAGGCCGUUCCAUUGCUCGACAAACAUUUCACAUGGAUAUUCUUGACAAAAACUUUACUUGGCCCAAGGAGCCCGACGAAGAUGACUAUGUACACUAUUAUGUGAACUUCUUUGUGGACCGGGACAUGUUCAUGCGAUACCAUGGAGGUGGUAUUGGCCACUACAAGGUUCACUUCCCUGCUGUCCUCAAUGAAGACUCUGGUGUGGAUGACGACGAAGAAGCCCCGAUCGUGGACAGCCUAGAUCAACCUGAACCAAGCAUAGACCCCAUACAAAUUACCUCAGAAGAGCUUGAAGCGGGAGAUCACAAUCCGGCACCACAAGAAGAGCCAGCAGUAUCAGAUGAGGGUUCAGAAGGAGAGGAAUCUGAUCCGGAAGAUGAUGAGGAUGUAGACAAAUGGGUAGAUGAGGAAGACGCCUUAAACUAUUCUCCACUGUAG
Pleurotus ostreatus (oyster mushroom) is the source of this 3882-nucleotide messenger RNA. RefSeq lists its product as uncharacterized. Bases 1 to 3882 code for a protein of 1293 amino acids. Lineage: Eukaryota; Fungi; Basidiomycota; Agaricomycetes; Agaricales; Pleurotaceae. The transcript has 10 exons. The record is from RefSeq and is a predicted model, not a curated record.